UGCCAAUGCACUCUUGAUAAAUUCUGAACGUUUCACUUUCAAAUUUGUUAAAAUGUAAUUAAGAAAUCAAAAGCAAAAAAUGGAGAUGUGGGUCCGGUCUACAGCGCUUACAGAACUGCCUGCUAUUCCCGUCCCACGAGCUGUUCACAGGUGUAAACCAGUUCAGGAGUAGAAGGACAAAGCAUAUUGAGUUUCUCUUUGAUGACUGUAUGUUGUUGUUUUUAUUUCAGAUUGCAUGAUGGUGUCCAAAAACACAGAACCAUUCUCCUCUGAAUGUGCUUCUACUAACCAUGCGACCGUAGAUCUGGCCAUCUCGUGCCUCUACCUCUUGUUGUUCCCCAUUGCGUUACUACUAAACGGGGUAGCCGCAUGGGUGUCUUUGCACCUCAGGUCCACCUCUACCUUCAUAGUGUAUCUCAAAAACCUGGUGGCGGCUGACCUGCUCAUGACGCUGACACUCCUGCCGAUGGCAGCUAGCAUGCUACCUGGAGCCUCACUUGAGUUAAGGGUGUUCACUUGCCGUUACUCCACUGUCCUUUUCUACUGCUGUUUGUACACAAGUAUCACUUUGAUGGGUCUUAUCAGCCUUGACCGCUUCUUCAAAAUUGUUAGACCAUACGGAAUGGUGUUGGGACAAAAAGUGGUCUUCAGUCUUGUAAUGUCCUCCUCGGUUUGGGUGGUGUUAUUUGGCGGUACAGUCAUCCCAACUUUCCUUCUAACAGACCAGGAUCCUGUUAAUGUAACAGGAGAUUUCUGUAUGUCCCUGAAAAGUCCAGCCGGUGUGACUUUUCACAAGUUUGUGGUGUUAUCUAUGGAGAGUCUGUUCUGGCACGUCAGCAUAGUGAUUGUGUUUUGCUACAUGUGCAUCACCCUGAAGGUCCUGCAGUCCUUCAGAAACUCUGGGAGCAACAACAGCGACGGAAAGAAGAAGACCAAGCUACGAGUCUUCCUGAUCCUUCUUGUGUUUUUCGUGUGUUUUGUGCCCCUCCACGUGAUGCGUGUUCCAGUCACACUAUAUGAAAUAUUUGACAUUAAUGUCUGCAAUCAACUGUGGGUCAAGAUAAUCCAUAAAUUAGUCCUGUGGAUCUCUACCACUAAUACCUGCCUGGACCCUCUUCUUUACAUCUACCUGUGCAGGGAGUACAGAGACAAACUGGUUGAUAUGAUGAAAGCUAAAGGGGCCUGUGUUGGGUUAUAUUCCGGUGAAAAUGAGGAUGUUUCACAGUAGAAAUAAGUACCUUUUAGAAGUUAGAGAUAGAUUAGAUGUCCUUAGUCACAAAUUAGGCUGUUGUUUAAUAUUAUGGCAGCAAGAGAACCUGAGUAGCCCAACUUUUGAUCUUUAAAUUCUGUGUUGUACUGCCCUUUAGUGGCCUAAUGAGGAUUAGCAUCUAUAAAACAAGGUAGAACCAUAUAUACAAAGAUACAUCAGCAAAUGAAUUAUUCUAUUCUAAAUGAAAAGGGUUUAACAAUUUGAACACACAUAUACAAUGUUAAAUCUCACUGGUAAGAGCUGUGUGUCUUUUAUGCACAUGCAGUGUGUACUGUAUACGUGUAGAUAUCUAAGUACAUUCUUUCUUUCAAGUUUUCACUAUGUUUGAAUUCCAUAUUGAGGUGUUAUUGUUGUAGAUUUGAGUGUGAUGUCUUCCUUUUAUUAAUUUUUCUGUGAAGGGUCAACACAGAUACAGCCUAAGCCAAUCGUCUCUACUAUGGGUUUUUAAGAAGGAAUUUAAAUGAUAAAAUAUUAUCGGAGGAAAGAUGAGAAUUUGUAGAUCAUUCCCAUCAUCAUUAAUACUUGUAUUGACCUUAAACAAUUAGUAGUGAAUGGAAAUGGGGACUAAGCUGAAAGUUUAUUUUUCUGCUGCACAAAAGAACAAUACCUGCAUCCUAUAAAGUUGUGGCCUAAUAUUUCACAGGCUGAAAUAAAUGGUCACAUAAAUCUUUUUCGCUUCGGUUCUUGUAAAUCCAAAUGUAAUAGAUUCCUUACAAAAGAGCUUUGCUCAGUUACAAUUUUAUUUGAAUGAAUUUCUUGUAUUCUGUUUUUCAUUGUCUCAAUAAAUGAUGUCAUUACAUUGAA
Messenger RNA from Anarrhichthys ocellatus (wolf-eel), 2074 nucleotides. RefSeq names its product P2Y purinoceptor 13-like. Gene Ontology annotation, biological process: G protein-coupled receptor signaling pathway. NCBI's taxonomy places the organism in Eukaryota, Metazoa, Chordata, Actinopteri, Perciformes, Anarhichadidae. Gene Ontology annotation, cellular component: membrane. The transcript has a single exon. The coding region runs from base 236 to 1228 and encodes 330 amino acids. The record is from RefSeq and is a predicted model, not a curated record. Gene Ontology annotation, molecular function: G protein-coupled purinergic nucleotide receptor activity.